This is a messenger RNA of Histoplasma capsulatum G186AR, 864 nucleotides long. RefSeq names its product Cu-Zn superoxide dismutase. Gene Ontology annotation, molecular function: metal ion binding. Gene Ontology annotation, biological process: superoxide metabolic process. Lineage: Eukaryota; Fungi; Ascomycota; Eurotiomycetes; Onygenales; Ajellomycetaceae. The record is from RefSeq and is a predicted model, not a curated record. The coding region runs from base 1 to 864 and encodes 287 amino acids. The transcript has 4 exons.
AUGUGGGGUGUUUGUGGGUACUAUUGGCUGAGCCUUCUCGAGAGUUUCUGUCGAUGCUGUGGAAUCUGCGGAGCAAAGGUGCCCGUUUAUGGCCUGGGGUUCUUUGACCCUGCAAUAACAAAACCCGAAAACAAUCAUCCCAAUGGCCAAUCCCACCCUGAUCUCAUAAUGCGACUUUCGACUCUCCUCGCCUGCUCGGCACUGGGUGUUGGCCUCAGCAUGGCCCAGGGCUCGCGAUUCCGCCCUAACGUGCAAAGCACUAACAACCCACCUAACGUAACUUACACUGCACAAUUGCUGAACAAAACCACCACCGAUCUUCGUGGAAAUGUCAGCAUUACUUCUGGACCCGGUGGAGAGGGCGUGCUCAUCUCUGCUAUGUUCUCGGGCUUCCCAAAUGAGACAGAACAGGGUCCCUUCCCCUGGCACGUUCAUGCGCAACCUGUGAACGCGAGUGGGGACUGCCUCUCGGCUGGGCCCCAUCUUUCUCCCAACCUGCGCGCUGAUGCGCCGCCCUGUGAUCGAACAGACCUGGUGACCUGCCAAAGUGGUGAUUUGUCGGGGAAGUAUGGUGACAUCGGCGGUGUGAGAAACGGCACUGUUUGGACAACUGAAUUCUUUGACCCUUUCCUGUCAACAAAUCCUAACUCGACCUCCUUUGUCGGCAAUCGUUCCAUUGUUGUCCACCUAUACAACGGCACACGAAUCAACUGUGGCAAUUUCACGUUGAAUCCCAAUGGUUCCCAGGCUUUCCCACCUGUAUUCACUUUGCAACUCCCAGGUCGGAGUUCAAGUGGCGCUAGCCGAGUCGGUGCAGUCGCUCUCGGCGUGAUCCUCGCAAGCAUUAUCGCCCUUCUGUUGUAA